Messenger RNA from Cavenderia fasciculata, 705 nucleotides. RefSeq lists its product as uncharacterized. NCBI's taxonomy places the organism in Eukaryota, Evosea, Eumycetozoa, Acytosteliales, Cavenderiaceae. The coding region runs from base 1 to 705 and encodes 234 amino acids. The transcript is spliced from 2 exons. The record is from RefSeq and is a predicted model, not a curated record.
AUGCUCAAGCUCUACGGUCACCACAACCUACCCUUUAAAUAUUUGCUUGGCGAGUUGGGUCGACUCGAAGCCGAGCACAUUGCCACCCUUGCCAGAGGAGCACCUCAAGACACCAACCAAGAUACCAACAACAAACUAAUCGCCAAACAAAUAGUACUUGCCUAUCAAACAGUCUUUAAAAUUUAUAUUCAAACUGGAAAAUCUUCACAAGCUUUGGAUUUGGCUCAUACAUUUAUUGAUCAUUCAAAUAUAGUAGUCAUUAAAGGCGAUGAUGGUGGUAAUGAUCAACAAACCAACAACACUACAACAUCUCCAAUCACACAAUAUAAUAAUGAAUUGUACGAAAAUUUAAUUGGACAUUUAAUAGUUACGUUUGAAUCGUUCAAACUUACAUCGGAUAAAAUACCAGAACUCACUCUACAACUAUGGUCAUUGCCACAGAAACAAUUGUACAGAUCACUCGAAGUCAUUGUGUCACUUUCUCUACUCUCUAGAAACCACCAUAUCGCCGAAUUCUAUUACAAACAACAAGAAAAGAGAAAUGUAUUGCCCAACUAUCUCCGUCUUGUUCUUUGGAUCUAUCAUUACUAUACCCAUCCAUCGAUUAUUUCACAUCUCCAACAACAAGAAGGAAAUGAUCAAAUAGCUCGUUGGGAAGAAACUUUAACAAGGUUGAAUAUUCCAAUCAACCCAGCCAGCUCAUAA